AUAAAUCACAAGUUGCACUUAAAUCUCUCAUCAACCAUGUUAAUAUUACUAAUAUUCUGGAAAUUUUGGAAGUUAAACAUAUGGCAACAAAUACAUCUUCAACCAACUAUGUAGCAUUAUGUCAUGACUAUUCACAUAUUUGCACAUCAUUAGGUCGAAAGUUAGCAACAUUAGCUGCUGAAUUUAAUUUAACACAUGUUUUAGCUACUAUGUGGGGUUUAAUUGAACAAGUAGAGCAAAUAGAGCAAUCAAAUAUUAAUAGCACAAGCGAUAAUCGAUCUCAAGAAAUAGUUCAAAAUCCAUCACAAGCAAGUGCAAAAGGAAGACCUGCUAAAAGAUUGAAGUCAUGUGUUGAAAAUAAUUCAAAGAAAUCUAAUAGUAAACAAAUAAAUACCAAUGUUCAUUCUGAAGAUGCUUAUACAUGUCAAAAUUGUUGUGCGAAUGGAUAUAAUGCAAGAA
Messenger RNA from Funneliformis caledonium, 459 nucleotides. The record is from the annotation of a GenBank genome assembly. Lineage: Eukaryota; Fungi; Glomeromycota; Glomeromycetes; Glomerales; Glomeraceae.